Messenger RNA from Cajanus cajan (pigeon pea), 1119 nucleotides. Its product is annotated as CASP-like protein 5B3. The record is from RefSeq and is a predicted model, not a curated record. Gene Ontology annotation, cellular component: plasma membrane. NCBI's taxonomy places the organism in Eukaryota, Viridiplantae, Streptophyta, Magnoliopsida, Fabales, Fabaceae.
AACUCAAACAAAGAGCAAUGCAAUUACAAGCAACAUAGGUUGUUAAUGUUCUGUUUCGUCACACUUUUGUUUUGACUCUUGCCAUUUGCCAACCUUAACUUCCUUCUCUAACGUAAUUUCCUGAUUUCCUUCUCUUCUUUUGCCCGUGAUACUGUCCUCACCCCAGAUUCCAUUUUCCCUUCUUCAUUUCUGGGUCUCCAUCUAUUGGCCUUCUUUUCCUGUUUCUGAGGUGUGUGGAUGUUAAAGUUCUAGCCUUUGGGUGCUUUGGCUAUUUUUUCUGCUGCUUUGGGUCAAAUAUGAAGAUGGGUGUUCAUCCUUAGCCUUUGAGAAUCUAAGCAUUUUCUUGAUUUGGAGAGAAAGAUGAAGGAUUUUCCUGGGACACCAGGCACUGGCCUUGGUUUGGCUCUAAGGAUGUCACAGUUCAUUUUUGCUGCUGGAUCAAUUGCUUCCAUGGCUACCACUCCCAGUUUCUUUAAUUUUACGGCUUUUUGUUACUUGAUAGCUUCAAUGGGUUUACAAGUCAUUUGGAGUUUUGUGCUUGCUUUAUUGGAUGCAUAUGCCUUGGUGAAAAAGAAGGUCCUCCACAAUGCUGUACUGGUUAGCCUCUUUGUAGUUGGAGAUUGGGUAACUGCAACACUAUCUCUAGCUGCGGCGUCUUCCUCAGCCGGCAUCACGGUUUUGUACUUCAAUGAUCUGGGGCACUGCCAUUUUGGAGAGGAAUGCCAAAAGUACCAGAUUUCAGUAGCAUUAGCCUUCUUGAGCUGGAUACCUAUUGCAAUAUCAUCCCUAAUUAUGCUUUGGCUAUUAGCUGCAGGGUAGAAGAUUCUAUAUUCGGCUCAUCCAACAUGAUAUUGGAAAUUUUCUUUGAAAGUGUCAAUAGGAAAGGAAAUAGAUUAGAGGUUUACACUCAUUUAAAUCAAUUCCUUCAUUUCAACUAGAAAUGGAAUAGCUGCAGAUUGUAAAGAGUAAAAAAGUAUACGUGGUUUUUGCCUUGCAAAGAAAUUAGGUUACUAAAGGUGUUAUGCGGAAUUCCUGAUCCUGUGCUGUGACUAGAAGGUCAAAACUUUUUUGUUUGUCCCUUGGAUCAUUUAUGUCUAUAAAUCAUUUUCUUACAGCUGC